This is a messenger RNA of Cololabis saira (Pacific saury), 4378 nucleotides long. RefSeq names its product dual specificity phosphatase 4 (gene dusp4). The transcript has 4 exons. The record is from RefSeq and is a predicted model, not a curated record. Gene Ontology annotation, cellular component: nucleus; cytoplasm. Gene Ontology annotation, biological process: endoderm formation; negative regulation of MAPK cascade; protein dephosphorylation. NCBI's taxonomy places the organism in Eukaryota, Metazoa, Chordata, Actinopteri, Beloniformes, Belonidae. Gene Ontology annotation, molecular function: protein tyrosine/threonine phosphatase activity; MAP kinase tyrosine/serine/threonine phosphatase activity. The coding region runs from base 201 to 1307 and encodes 368 amino acids.
AGCAGAAAGGAGAGGAGGAUGCGCAGAUAGAGGACUGAUCCGAGCGCAUUCUCCGGGUUUGGAAGAAGCUGCUGGGGGAGACCCAAACACACACCCCCACACACACACCCCCUCCCCCCACAAACACACACACACAUAACACACACAUAAACAAACAGAGCAGAGACCAGUGGAGCAACAAUUCUACACAGCAACCUGCGAUGGAGGAUCUGUGCGACAUGGAGUGCACGGUGCUGAAGCGCAUCCUGAAGGACGACGGGGCCAAGUGUCUGCUGCUGGACUGCCGCUCCUUCCUCGCCUUCAGCGCCGGCCGCAUCCGCGGCGCCGUCAACGCGCGCUGCAACACCAUCGUGCGGCGGCGGGCCAAGGGCUCCGCGCUCAGCCUGGACCAGAUCCUGGCCGGGGACGACGAGGUGCGCGGCCGCCUGCGCUCGGGCAUGUUCUCCGCCGUGGUGGUGUACGACGAGAGGACGCCCGACGCGGACGCGGUGAAGGAGGACAGCACCCUGACUCUGGUGCUCAACACGCUGUUCAGGGACUCGCAGGGGCCGCGCAUUUACCUGCUCAAAGGGGGAUAUGACAGAUUUUUCACGGAGUAUCCAGAGUUUUGUUUAAAGACCAAAUCCCUGCCAUCCCUCACCAGCCAGUCCAGCAUCGACUCAUCCUGCUCGUCGUGCGGAACGCCUCACAAUGACCAGGGUGGCCCGGUUGAGAUCCUCCCAUUCCUCUACCUCGGCAGUGCCCUUCAUGCCUCAAAGAAGGAGGUUUUGGACGCCACUGGGAUCUCUGCCCUGCUGAAUGUGUCGGCCGACUGCCCCAACCACUUCGAGGGCGCGUACCAGUACAAGUGCAUCCCUGUGGAGGACAACCAUAAAGAGGACAUCAGCUGCUGGUUCCUGGAGGCCAUCGAGUUCAUAGAUUCGGUACGGGACUCCAGCGGGCGAGUGCUGGUCCACUGUCAAGCGGGCAUCUCCCGCUCUGCCACAAUCUGCCUGGCCUACCUGAUGAAGAGGAAGCGGGUGCGUUUGGACGAGGCAUUUGAGUUUGUCCGCCGCCGUCGCAGCAUCAUCUCCCCCAACUUCAGCUUCAUGGGCCAGCUUCUGCAGUUCGAAUCACAGGUUCUUGCCACCUCGUGCGCAGCCGAAGCAGCUGCCACGGCGAGCCCGCUGCUCGGCCCAAAGUCAACGACGGCCGCGACUUCAACGUCAACCACGCCCACGUCUCCGUUCAUCUUCAACUUCCCAGUCUCUGUGGUGAAUUCGGCAUACCUGCACCACAGCCCCAUUACAACCUCUCCGGGUUGCUGAUGGACAACCAAUCACAGCCUUUCCCCAACACGAGGGGAGCACUGACUGGGCUGUCGUUGGCUGGAAAAGCUGCUGUAUGCACAGGCUUCCAGAGCGGGACAGUGAGAAGCAUCAUGGUGCCUGAUUCAAAACAUAGUGAAAAGACUUCUUGAAGUCCACCAACCAGCCAACACGCCCUCCAUUUUCACAAGAGGUUUCUUCCAGUUGACCAAAUAUGUGCUGGCUUUCAGAACUUGUUUCUGUAAUUAGCUUCGACAGGAGUGUUGGACUGAUGCUAAUUUGAGAUACACUUUCUUCCAACAUGCACAGAGACACAGAGAGGCCUGCACAGCAGCAAAACUCUUCUUCCUUUCCCACACAGACAUUCAUGACUAUCAGCUGAAUGAGCUCAGUAUGAACAAGGCCUGUUGCUAUGGAGAAGAGGUCUUUGGGAGAGGAGAUGGACACAGGAAGGAAGGAGGAAUUUUAAGCACCCGCUCUUUCCUCUUUGGGUGUCCCUCCUGUUGCCAGAAAAAAAAAAAAAAAGAUGGAUGGUGGGGGAGACGGUGACAGAAAGCAGGAGCCUCUUCGGUGACAGGUGCUUUGCCGGGGAUCCGACCGGAGCUUCCUGUCCUUCACAUGUCCUCUUCCUCUCUCCGUCUCUCCCCCACACCUUCCUCUCCUCUCAUCUCCUUUUCAUCCCUUUUAUAUUGCGUCCCUCAUCCUCUCAUCUCUGCCUCUCAUCCUCGGGCUCCCUGUCUCCCCACCCUUUCCACCCUUGCCUUUCUGCUCAUCGUCUUCUUACUGAAGGAACUAAAUAAAUAAAAUAAGAUGCCAAAAAAAGGCCAGGUCCCUUGUAAAUGGACUGGGAAACCCCUAAGCAAACCCCUGACACAGUUAAGGAAAGCCCCUCUGCUAUAUCACCUUCAAUUUUUUUGAAAUGAAAGGGCUGAAAAAGGUUGAAUGAACUGGUAGCAUUCAGUCUUUACCAAGUGGGAUAUUUUGUGGUAAGAUUAUUCUUUUUCCAGGGAUACAGUAGUGUAGUGUAAUUUGCUGAGAAUGUUCCCUAACUGAGUAAAGCAAGUGGGAAUAUCUAAUUGGCAGGUAUGGAUUUUUAAAAUUCUCUAAAAAGCUAAAGAAAGGAACUUCAGUGCUUCCUUUACCAUCUUUUCUUGGAUACGAACCACUAAAUGUUUUUCAAAGGUACACUACAACAGCUCCUUUCUCAACCUUUUCUUUACAGCUCUGUGCUAGCAGCUGGGUUUAGGGGGUGGGCUCUGUCAUUUGUCCACCCCCCUCCUCACAGGGUGUGCCUUGUUUGAAAGUAAUGUGACACCUUUGCACUAUACACUUCCAAGGAACAGCAAUGGAAGUCACACGUGAAAGUGGGUGGCUGUAUAGAGCGGGACGCUGGAUAACUGUACUCUGAUCAGGAUCUGUGAUGUGAAGUCACAGUUACCUGUAAACCUGAACCACUCACUGAAUAAUGUUUGUUUCCAAAGCGGAGAUACACGGUUGGGUGGUCUCCCAGUUUUCAAGUUUGCAUUUCUUCUUGUAACUCAAACAAUUGCUUUCACUUAUUUUUAAAUUUUUUAUUUCUUUUUUAAAUAGUAUGUCACAGGGUCGUUAUUUUUUUUUAAUAACAGCUGUAGCUUCACGACUGUAGACCCACAUGACAGCGGUCAUGUUUUUAGAUUCUCGUUGCAAAAGAUUGUCUUUUGUCCUUUUAAAUUCUUCCUAUAAGCUUUCCUUAGCUUCAUGUUUUCCAACGGGGUGAAGGAGGCAUGCUAAGGAGAAGACUGAGAAGUUGUGGACUCCAAGAUCCCCCCUUUAGAUCAGACAUCAGACUUGAGAGCACAUCUGAAGACAGAUGCCUAAAGGGUCAUUACAGUUAUGUCAUUCCAAUCUAAUACAAAAUACGUGAUCUUCUCUGUUGAUGCGCUUUUCCAAAAUGUUAAAACCUACCUGUAGUUUUCAGUUCCUCUCAGGAAGAUUGAUUUGAGAUCACACUGAAAUUAAUAGAAAACACUGGCUCCUGUUAGGUGCCUUGGAAUUUCUUUUUACUUUUCUCAUUUUUUGUCUUAAUAUAUUAAAAAUUAUUUGUGCCUCUUUAUAUUAAAGUUAUACCCUGGUUUAAGGCAUCUUUUUUUUUUUUUUUUUGCCCAUGAUACCAGUGCACGAAAGACUACAAUAUCAAAGGGCAAAAUUAACACAUGCACUCAUAAAAUAAUUUGCAUUUGGUUUACACAUUCACAUUUUAAGUCUUAAAAAAAAAACUGGUUCCAAUUCACUGCAAAACAUAUAUCCUCGUAUAUAACAGAUUCACCUCUUUUUGUGGGACAGCCAAACAAGAGCGCUUUCAGGUUUAGAAAAAAAAAAAGGUAAAACGAUUUUUAUAUGUCUGAUCUUUUAAAAUUUUUCAAACAGAGGAGUGAUAGAGAGAAAAUAAAUCAUCUAUCUGUUUUCAAACAAUCUACUGUACAAACGAGUCAAGCACAACAAAAGCUUUUGAGGGCAUCAUCAGAACUCAAAUCUCCACAACUGUUUGAGACAACGCUUGUAUUCCUUAAGCUUGUGGCUUAGCUGUACACUGUGUCAGACCAACAAAAGCAAAGUGAAAGAACAAAAAAAAACUUUUAUACCUUCAACUUUUUCAGUCCUGACGCACAGACACACAAAAGGGUUCAAAGAAAAUAAAAACCUCAGUUUUUGAAGAUAGUCGGUACCCAUCUCUGUAGCACUUUGAAGUGAUGCAAUACUGUAUUUGUAAUUUAUGAUUGAUUUGCACAUCAUGAUGAUGCCAGACUAACUUGACUUUGUACAAGAGGAGAAAGAAAGAGAAAACAAAGAGAGCCGGUCCGUAAAAAACGCAAUACUUUGUACACGUCUGUGUGCUACAUACCCGUCUGUCUGCCUUUCUGUGUCCAUCUGUCCUGGCUGUGUCUCUGUUGGGUCAAUGCUGUUCAACCAUCAUGGCAAUACCAGUCCUCCAAGACGAAACAGUUUCCCCUCUGUUUUAUUGUGGAAUGAAUGAUCUGUGCAUUUAUUUAUUACUGAAGAUUCACUGUUGAAUAAAGGAUAUUCUUAAGUAA